Molecule: messenger RNA, 5596 nt
Organism: Scophthalmus maximus (turbot)
Lineage: Eukaryota; Metazoa; Chordata; Actinopteri; Pleuronectiformes; Scophthalmidae
Gene: col15a1b
Product: collagen, type XV, alpha 1b
Exons: 44
Coding region: 369-4652 (1427 amino acids)
Cellular component (GO): basement membrane
Source: RefSeq, a predicted model, not a curated record
ACUGUGAGAGAGAGGGGGGAGAGAGAGAGAUGUCAGGGAGCAUGAGACAGAGACGGACGGAGAAAGCGAGGACUUAUAACGAGAGUGGAGAAGAAGGAAAAAGAGAAAAGUGAAGAAGCAGCAGAGAGGGCAGUCAGAGGCCGAACUGUCACCAUCUCCUGAAGUACCGAGACUUACUUUUACACAUUGUGUAGGAUUCCACACUGCGCCUCCUCUCCUACAGCCGGAGACGUCGCACCUGUCUUGGCCAUCGUUUGCACAUGUGUUGUGUUUGGUGACCUCAGUGAACGGGACCAGUGUGAAGCAGUGUGUGUGUGUGUGUGUGUGUGUGUGUGUGUGUGGACACAACUGUGAGGAGCUGAAAGAGGAUGGGAGCCCUUCGCCUCGCUCUCGCCCUCCUCUUCCUCCUCGCCUCUCCUGCACAAGCCCAGUGGUGGAGUUUCAUCUGGGCAAACCCCAAACCCGGCUCCGACUCCUCUCCUCCCUCCGUUCGUCCCUCCAUCACCUCUCCAUCCACCACCUCCCCGGGCCCAUCUGACGCCCCGCGGACAACAGCGCAGGUGGGAGAGGGGGACGGGGUGACGGAGGAAACGGCGGAGGAGAGCACUCACACAGACGGGCCUGUUCUGGCGCCUACACCCAGGCCAGGAGCCUUCAUUUCUGGCCAUAGCACUCCAGAGGAGAACGCAGGUGGAGGCAGCAAAGCCAAGCCCCAGUACAAACCACUGAAACACUGGAAGGGUGAGCGAGGCUCGGGGGGUCAUCUGGACCUGACUGAGUUGAUCGGCGUGCCCCUCCCUCCCUCGGUCGCCUUCACUCCCGGCUAUGAGGGUUUUCCCGCCUUCAACUUCGGGCCUGAAGCCAACAUCGGCCGGCUCACCAAGACCUUCGUGCCGGGGUCGUUCUACAAGGACUUUGCCAUCAUUGUCACGGUGCGACCAGCCAGCCAAAGAGGAGGCACGCUCUUUGCCAUCACAGACGCCCGUCAGAAGGUGGUGGAGCUGGGCCUGGCCCUCACCCCUGUCCGCGGGGGCCUCCAGAGCAUCCUGUUGUACUACACUGACGCGGAGCAGGCCUCCCACAGCCACAAAGCUGCAGCCUUCAGUGUCCCGGACAUGACCGACCAGUGGACACGGUUCACGGUGGUGGUGGAGCACGAGGAGGUGCGUCUCCACAUGGACUGUGGGGAGGCAGAGAGGGCCACUUUCCUUCGGAGGCCGGAGAGACUCACUUUUUCUCACAACUCGGGCAUCUUCGUGGCCAAUGCAGGGAGCACGGGGCUCGACAAGUUUGUGGGCUCCAUUCAGCAGCUGGUGAUAAAAGAUGAUCCAAGGGCAGCAGAGGAGCAGUGUGAAGAUGAUGAUCCAUAUGCCUCGGGAUUCACCAGCGGAGAUGAUGCCCUGGACGACAGAGAGACGGAGGAGGAAAUGAUGAAGAACGCGCUGGGGAGAAAACACGGCGCGCCACAGGAAGAGGACAGUGUUCCUGUCAGAGCUCCACCCACGGAGGCUCCAGAGGUGGAGCUUGAUGAGUAUUCUGGUCACAUGACACCAACAGAGGCCAAUGGGGAAAUUCUGAUGACAGGGCCACACCGGACGGAGGAGGCAGGCGAGACCUCCGGAGACGGUCAUGUCAGGCCCGGGUCGAAAGGAGAGCGUGGAGAUCCCGGACCAGCCGGUCCACCCGGUCCCCCGGGACCGACCCCUCGACCUGGGCCUGCCCAGCCUGGACCGAGGGGCCCCCAAGGGCCAGCGGGAACGCCGGGAUCCACAGGACUGCCGGGAAAAGACGGACAGCAGGGGAGCAAGGGUGAUAAAGGAGAUCCUGGUCAGAGAGGAUCUCAAGGAUUUUCAGGUUUGGAUGGAAAAGUUGGACCCAAAGGAGAUAAGGGAGACCCAGGAAGUGGUUUACCAGGCCCUCCCGGCCUCCCCGGGCCCCCUGGACCCCCCAGAUCGCGCAGUGUACCUUAUGGAGCAGAUGCCCUGGGUUCUGGCUUUGAAGACUUGGACAGUGACACUGAACUCAUCAGGGGUCCCCCUGGUCCACCAGGGCCCCCGGGGCCUCCCGGCCUCCCUGGACCCAACCCGUCACCUGACACAGCUCAAGGCCUCUCUCCUGGUGACACCGGGCCACCUGGUGUCCCGGGUGGAGACGGGCUCCAGGGUAAACCUGGAAUACCAAUGAUUGAGGAUUGGUUUAGUGGCUCUGGGCCCGACGGGUCAGGUUUGAGCUCAGGGUCGUUCUCUGACCUCAGCUCAGGCCUCGGCUCCGGCUUCAGUUCUGGGUUCAGCUCUGAAUCCGGUUUCGCCUCUGAGUCUGGGCUUGUCUUCGCGUCUGCUUGGGGUUCGGGCGAGGGUCCGGCAGGAAAAGAUGGGUCUCCAGGUCUACAAGGAGCUGGGGGAGAGAAGGGCGACCAAGGGUUACCUGGGCUACCCGGACCAAAGGGUGAAUGUGGCUCUCUGGGCACAGCAGGACCCCCGGGGCCCCAAGGGCCCAGUGGCCCUCAGGGGCAGAGAGGCCCAGCAGGUCCCCCAGGACCACCUGGACCCUCAGGAGCUGCAGGGACUAAAUUCUUCAUGGAGGAUAUGGAGGGAUCCGGGAAGAGUGACAUGCUCAUCGGAGCUGGAGUCAGAGGCCCACAGGGUCCCCCCGGCCUACCUGGCCCACAAGGACCUAAGGGGGAGGACGGAUCUCCAGGGAUCUCAGUCAAGGGUGAACCAGGGGACCCAGGAGCAGAGGGUCUGCAGGGUCCUGCUGGACUACCAGGUGCCAGGGGGGCCAAAGGAGAAAAGGGAAGUUCAGGACCCAAGGGUGAUCAAGGUGUUAAUGGACUCAGCAUCCCAGGACCACCUGGGCCUCCUGGACAGCCUGGACCUAUCAUUAAUCUACAGGAUCUUCUCCUCAAUGUGACCAACUUCACGGAGAUCAGGGGACCACCGGGGCCCAUGGGCCCUGAAGGUUUGCCGGGCAGAGCUGGAUUUCCUGGCCCCAGAGGACCAAAGGGAGACCUCGGCCCUCCAGGUAUCCAGGGGCCAGCAGGGUUCAAGGGAGAAAAGGGAGAGCCAGGAGUCAUCAUUGCUGCUGACGGAUCUCUCUUAUCCGCACCCAGAGGCCCCCAGGGGCCCAAAGGCAUCAAGGGCGACCGUGGGUUCCCGGGAUCAACCGGAGUCAUGGGCCCGAUAGGACCAACUGGACAAAAAGGAGAGUACGGCUUCCCCGGUCGUCCGGGUCGACCCGGUUUGCCUGGAAGGAAAGGAGACAGAGCAGAUUCUGCCGGCCUGCCGGGACCACCAGGUCCUCCGGGCCAACCUGGACUUCCAGGAAGAAUUCUUGGUCUAAGUGGAACAGUGUUCCCGGUGCGCCCCAGACCGCACUGCAAACAGGGACGAGAGUCAUCGACCAGGGGAGAUUCAUUUGGAGCAAAAGGUGACAAAGGAGACGAGGGACUACCUGGAGAACCAGGCACGCCUGCGCCUGGAUUUCCGGAUGGAAUUGUGGGAGCGAGAGGCGAUCAGGGCGAUCAAGGUCAGAAGGGAGAAAAGGGCGACGGUGGGGUGCCGGGGCCUCCAGGACUGCCUGGCAGGUCAGGACUUGUGGGUCCAAAGGGGGAAUCCCUUGUGGGUCCUCCGGGUCCGGUAGGUUCUCCUGGCGCACACGGAGCCCCCGGGUUAGGGCGACCUGGACCCCGAGGCCCACCCGGCCCUGCUGGACCCCCAGGACCUGCACCUCCGUAUGGAUCUGGUUCAUCUGUCAGCAUCCCUGGCCCUCCUGGUCCUCCCGGUCAGCCUGGAUCUCCAGGACACGGCAACUUAGUGACCACCUACAAAACAACCAACGCUCUGACCAGAGAGAGUCAGCGGGCGGCAGAGGGAGCCCUGGCUUACGUGUCUGAGCGGGGAGGCGAGCUGUACGUCAGGGCACGGAAUGGCUGGCGCAAGAUCCAGCUUGGGGAAAUUCUUUCCGCACCUUCCUCCUCAGCGGCGUCUCAGGCGCACAGCACACCUGGAGAAUGGAGCAGACCACACAGGAGCCACAGCCAGGAGCUGCAUGAGGGCAGUAGAGGAUAUCAGCCCAGCUAUAAUGCACUACCGCAGACCUUCAACGCUGUUCCUGGGCUCCAUCUGGUUGCGCUGAACGCCCCUCUGAAAGGGGAUAUGCGCGGUAUCCGGGGGGCAGACUUCCAGUGCUACCAGCAGGCGCGCUCCAUGGGGCUAACGGCCACGUACCGGGCCUUCCUGUCCUCACACCUCCAGGACCUGGCGACCAUUGUGAGGAAGGUGGACCGCACUGACAUGCCAGUGGUAAAUCUCAGGGGGGAAGUGUUGUUCAGCAGUUGGAUGUCCAUCUUCUCUGGGAAUGGAGGCUCAUUUAACCCAUCCACACCCAUCUACUCCUUUGACGGACGCAACGUUUUGACUGAUUCAGCAUGGCCAGAGAAGCUGGUGUGGCAUGGCUCCAGCAUGGUGGGCAUCCGUCAGCCCAACAACUACUGCGAGGCGUGGAGGACGGCCGACGUGGCGGUGACGGGCCAAGCCGCCCUGCUGCAGACGGGACGACUGUUGGGGCAACACAGCCGCUCAUGCUCCAACCACUACAUCGUGCUGUGUAUAGAGAACACAUAUGUGGGCAACAUGCAUCCAAGGAGGACCUAAGGACACACACACACACACACACACACACACACACACACACACACACACACACACACAUGCAGGCAUGCUGAAAGUAGAAAAUGUGAACGUGGUGCACAUGAAAGGGGAAACACAUGCAGGCACAUACACACAUGAUAUACACUCACAUAUGAACAAAAAACAACAACUUUAUUUUCCCAAAAACAUUUUACCACUAAGUUCUUGUCUCUAAUUGUUGAAACUACAGAUAUUACAUCCCUAUUGAAGAUAUUGAAACAAAUGAAUAACUAAAAUGAACCAAGGCACGUUGAUGCUUUGCCUGCAAAUAGAAGAGAGAGUGCACAGAUAAUAUCGAAGACUUGACCCAUUUCCACAAUAUUAAACAUUGUCCACUCACCACCAGCUCUGUUCACCCAUUUAUCAAUGAUUAUUGUCAGUUCCACGAUGUUAAAAGUAUUUUUUCCCCUCGUGUUUUCUACUGAACUUCAUUCCUGCUGCCUGUGACCUGAACUAGUCUCAACAUUGACGUCUGUGCUUUAGCAUUAGAGUUGAAAUCAAACGUAUUAAUUUCAUUAAUUUAUACCGUAGCAGGACAUAGUGUGAAAAUCGAGUGAGAUCACGUUCAGAUUUUGAAAGAUGUUGGACCACGUGUAUAUAAAUAUAUAUAUAUAUUUGUGUUAUUUUUUUGUGGCCUGAAUGUUUUUGUUUUUUUUACAAUGUAGAGGUAGAUUUAGGGUUUUUCUCUCACCAAUGCGUCGACUGAGAUGUACUCCCGGUCCUGUAAAGAUGAUGUAGGCCUGGCGUGUGAAAUGUUUUGGUUUUCAAAGGAGUGUUAGUCUUCCUGAUGUCCGACUAUGAUUUUUUCUGUUCAAACAACACUUAGACCUUCUGAGAAAAGAGAACAUUUGUACUGACUUGACUGGUGCUCACGGAAAAUAAAGUCUUUCUUACUUUGUGUUUUUUAA